Molecule: messenger RNA, 891 nt
Organism: Pyrus x bretschneideri (Chinese white pear)
Lineage: Eukaryota; Viridiplantae; Streptophyta; Magnoliopsida; Rosales; Rosaceae
Product: metalloendoproteinase 1-MMP-like
Exons: 2
Coding region: 1-891 (296 amino acids)
Biological process (GO): extracellular matrix organization; collagen catabolic process; proteolysis
Cellular component (GO): extracellular matrix
Molecular function (GO): metalloendopeptidase activity; zinc ion binding
Source: RefSeq, a predicted model, not a curated record
AUGUUUGUGAUUUCAUCUGCAACAUCUGCAAUAACCUUGAAGACUUUAAACUUGGCAAAUAUCCUAAUUCUCAUUGCAGGGAGUAACUACAAGAAAUGGAGGAGAGAAAUUGGACUACUGUUGACAAUUAAUGAGUAUGAUAUAGUCAUUGAUACUCCAAGACCAAUGAUAACAGAACAAAGCACUAGAGCAAAAAAUGGAGACUAUGAGAGGUGGACAAGAGCAAAUAAAAUUGCACUUUCAAUCCUUGAAAGUGGGAUGACUGAUACAAUUCGAGGAGGGAUUAAAAAACAUGAGUUGGCUGCAGAAUAUUUGAAUGCGAUAGAGAAAAAGUUCCAGGGGUCACAGAAAGCAAAGAUCAGUCAAUACAUGUCACUUUUGACAACCAACAAGAUUGAUAAUACUAGUUCAAUUAUGGAUCACAUUACGAAAAUGACUGAUGCAGAAAAGUUAAACUCCAUGGAUGUCAACAUUGCACCCCAGCUGAGGCUCAGGCCGCAGUGGCGCGAGCUUUUGCAACAUGGGCAGGAAACACACUUCUCGUUCAGUCAAGCCCAAAGUUACGAGAACGCAGAUCUGAAGAUCAGUUUUGGUCGGGGUGAUCAUGGAGAUGGGAAUCCAUUUGAUGGCCGCGGUGGGACUCUUGCUCAUGCAUUUGCACCGACCAUUGGGAGAUUCCAAUAUGACGCCGAUGAGCCGUGGGCUGUGGGAGCUGUGGAGGGUGCUUAUGACCUGGAAACCGUGGCUUUGCAUGAAAUCGGGCAUCUGCUUGGGCGAGGACAUAGCUCUGUUGAAGGAGCUGUCAUGUCUUCCGGUGUUCGGACUAGAUUUACCCAAAGUUUGCAUGCGGAUGAUAUUCAAGGAAUUAAAUCUUUAUAUAGCACUUCUUGA